Messenger RNA from Botrytis cinerea B05.10, 2779 nucleotides. RefSeq lists its product as hypothetical. Bases 837 to 2450 code for a protein of 537 amino acids. NCBI's taxonomy places the organism in Eukaryota, Fungi, Ascomycota, Leotiomycetes, Helotiales, Sclerotiniaceae. Gene Ontology annotation, biological process: carbohydrate transport; transmembrane transport. Gene Ontology annotation, molecular function: carbohydrate:proton symporter activity. The transcript is spliced from 3 exons. Gene Ontology annotation, cellular component: membrane. The record is from RefSeq and is a predicted model, not a curated record.
GGGUCAUGUGUUCGGGUAGAGUAGCUCGAGUACCAAGUAAACAACUAAUAAGCUCUAAAAACUAGUCUUCCCCGAAUCCCCAAUCUCUCCACAAAAAUGGAAGGAUCCACCAACAUAAUUUUUGGCCCAGUUUUUCAAAACAACAAACCACUCGACUAGUUGGCGCGCAAAUGAGCUCUGACAAGCGCCGAUCAGAGUCUACUCUAGGUGGAAAGUGUUGUAUUGCUUAUGCCAUCCCAUGCCCAGAGAUCGUCGUUCAUACCGCAUACCUCGUGUGAUACUGAUGGGGCCCUGGAAAGGCGUUAUGCCUGCAUCCCAUUUGAUGAUACCCAAAGAAAUCUUACUGUUGAUCAGUACCAGUUUUGUCCAUUUUGGAGACAGCAAGCUUCACUCUUCGAAUCAUGUCAACUUUAUAAUUGAGAAAUACUGGUAGCAAGUGAAAUCCAGAUCAGCUGUCAAAUGGCGGGGAAAGAGCAACCCCAAAGUCUUUCCAACCCAUCAAACCCAUUUAACAAGGACAUACCCCGGGAUGAUUGACGUUCAAAGAUAAAACUUUGGGAGGAUCCAUAACUAAGAUUCGGCCCUUCUCUUUCAACCCACUUGCUACAUCUCCAGAUUCCAUUAUUCCAACAUUUUUCGUGCUCCAUUAUUACCCCAAUCCUUCACUUCCUUUUUCUAUAUAAGUCUUUGUGUCGAUCACCGAGACUCUCGCUGUUCCCUUCUUCUCUAUCAAUCUCUAUCCUGCCUUGAAGAAGGCCAACUUCUAUUUUACUGUGUGCCACACCUCUACUAUCAGCAUAAGAAAAGGUUUAGUUGCCUGAUCACCAAUAAACAAGAUGAUUAUCGGUAACGUCUACUUCAUCGCGGCCGUGGCCGUUGUGGGUGGUGCUCUAUUCGGUUUCGAUAUCUCGUCUAUGUCCGCUAUCAUCUCAACUGAGGCAUAUUUGUGCUACUUCGAUCAAGGAGGAAUUGUUAAUGGUAAAUGCACUGGUCCAUCUCCAGAUGUUCAAGGUGGUAUCACUGCUUCUAUGCCCGCUGGAAGUUGGCUUGGAGCCUUAUUGUCUGGGUAUAUCUCAGAUAUGUUUGGUAGAAAGAGAUCUAUUCAAAUUGGUUCCGUCAUCUGGGUCCUUGGCUCAAUCAUCGUUUGCGCUGCCCAAAACAUUCCCAUGCUUAUCGUCGGACGUAUCAUCAACGGUCUUUCGGUUGGAAUCUGCUCCGCUCAAGUUCCCGUCUAUAUCACCGAGAUUGCACCGCCAUCUAAGCGUGGAAGACUCGUCGGUUGCCAACAAUGGGCUAUCACCUGGGGUAUUCUCAUCAUGUUCUACAUUUGCUAUGGUUGCUCCUUCCUCAAAGGAAACGCUGCUUUCCGUAUCCCAUGGGGUCUUCAAAUGAUUCCAGCUGUCUUUCUUUUCUUCGCUCUUUUCUUCUUGCCAGAAUCUCCAAGAUGGCUCGCUAGAAAAGACAGAUGGGAGGAAGCUCAUCAAGUCUUGUCUCUUGUCCAUGGCCGCGGUGACGCCAACUCCCCAUUCGUUGCUAAGGAAUUGGCUGAAAUUAGAGAAGUCGUUGAGUUCGAGAGAGCCAACGCCGACGUUACCUAUAUGGAGUUGUUCAAGCCCAAUAUGAUUAACCGAACACACAUCGGUAUCUUUACUCAAAUCUGGUCUCAACUUACCGGCAUGAACGUUAUGAUGUACUACAUCACUUACAUUUUCACUAUGGCUGGUUUGGGUAGCAACGUUCUUUUGCCUUCCUCGAUUCAAUUCAUCAUCAACGUCGUCAUGACAAUUCCUGGAUUGAUCUGGGUUGACAAAUUAGGUCGUCGCCCUGUCCUUUUGUUCGGAUCCAUCUUGAUGUUGAUUUGGCUUUUCAUCAACGCUGGUGUCUUGGCCACAUACGGAACAGUCCCAUACGAGGGACAAUUCUCUAGUGCCGCCGAAUCUAUUUCUAUUACCGGAGCACCAUCCAAGGCCGUCAUUGCUUGCACCUACCUUUUCGUUGCAUCAUAUGCACCAACAUGGGGUCCAGUUUCCUGGAUUUACCCACCUGAGCUUUACCCUCUCCGUAUUCGUGGAAAGGCAGUCGCUCUUUCUACCUCCGCUAACUGGGCUUUCAACUUUGCUCUUGCAUACUUCGUUCCACCUGCAUUUGCCAACAUUAGAUGGAAGGUUUAUGUCGUUUUUGGAGUCUUCUGUGUUGCUAUGACCCUUCAUGUUUACUUCAUCUUCCCAGAAACCAGUCAGAAGCCUCUUGAGGAGGUCGAGGAGAUCUUCGACUACUCAAAGCCUGGAAGCAUCAGAUUCUUGGGUACUCCAGCCUGGAAGACAGGCGUUGAUAAGAGAGCGGGUCGUUUGGAGAGAGGAGAAUUCGAUGCUGAGGAUAAACUUGGUCCUAGUGUUGCUCAUCAUGACGGUGUUACAGCUGUUAAUGAAACUUCUAAGUCUGAGUUGUAGACUGGAGUUGAAUAGAAUGAAGUAGAAUAGGUGGAUGGAAUAAAUGGAAGAGAUGGAAAGUUUAGAGGUGCUAGCCGAAAUAAGGCAUGGUUUAAUGAUGGUGUAAGAUUCAUAAGUGGAUGUAUGGGCAUUGGUGGUUCGCUUACUUUGCUUGAUGAUUGAGAAUCAUGUGGAAUGAUGGAUGUAUGAAAAUAGGAAGAUGGAUAUUAAUGAUGGGAUUUUAUGUGAAGGAAAAGAUGGGUAGGAGGAUCAUUGAUACCCCAGAUAUAUAUGAGAAUAUGAAUAUCAGAAUAUUGUUUCUUGUUACUUUGUUAAAUCUCCCGGGCGCA